AUGAAGUCACAUCAUUACUCCACCAAAGGCCAGUACAGAGCUAACAGAUGCCUGGAGUACUGUUGUCCGGGAGAUUCGGAGUGCAGUUGUGAUACAGGAAAGAAUGCCGUCAAGCUCGGGGACGCUCAACCGAGCACGGUCACCGUCAUUGGAAGCACCAGUUGGCCGGGGAUAGAAUCUACAAGUACCCCAUUUGUCCAGACAAGCCCUCUCGUGGCAAAUGGCACCGCCACAAGCGAAUCUGGCGGACUUACUUCCAGUACCACUAGUAUUAGUACAAGUUCUAUUACACCCACGUCUUCGCCUACCACCAACGGAGUGGCAGCGGCAGCGGCAGCAUCCGCGACAUCAAACACUCCUGCACCAUCUACGGGCGGAAGCUCGAGCAACACGGGCCUUGCAGCAGGGCUGGGAGCUGGUUUAGGAGCAGCCGCGGUGAUAAUCGGCGUCCUUAUCUUCUUCCUGAUUCGCAAUAGACGUCAUCGCAACGCAGAGAAGGAGGGACCAGGAGAUGCAGGUUAUAGCGGUCUCCUUCAGGGAGACCAGACGAUGCAAAAGCCCCUCUCGGUGGCAUCCCAACCUGCAUCUGCAUACUCGGACAACCAACAACAACACGUGGUGGCGGAAGCACCACCAUCUCGGGAUGACAGGCCCGAAUUAGCAGGAGCUGGUGAAUACGAGCGAGUUGAGAUGCCGAGCGGACAGAACGGAGACAGGCUGCACCACCAAAGGAGUACGGAGAGGGCCGAACUUGGUCCAUGA
Cladophialophora psammophila CBS 110553 is the source of this 762-nucleotide messenger RNA. RefSeq lists its product as uncharacterized. The record is from RefSeq and is a predicted model, not a curated record. The transcript has a single exon. Lineage: Eukaryota; Fungi; Ascomycota; Eurotiomycetes; Chaetothyriales; Herpotrichiellaceae. Bases 1 to 762 code for a protein of 253 amino acids.